CAUUCGUUGAUAUCACUGCGUGGAUUUAAUGGUGCUUACUUGCAACUUGUUGAUGUAUUCCGUGCACCUUAUGAUUAAGUUUCUAGUUUAUAAUAAUAGCUUGCGAAAACAUAACGUUUGGUUUCUUAGCAAGUUAUCAUGAAUUUAGACAAUGAUAUACAUAGUUUUGAUAAUUGUUCAAAUUCUGGCAGCGGGGUGUCUGAUAAAAUGUAGCCCUAUAGUAAACGGAAUUUAUCAACCAACCGAACCAAACGAAGGGGAGUUUCCGUACCAUGCAAACAUAAUGCACAAAUUAUUGAAAUUUAGCAUUUGUGGAGGCUCUCUCAUUCACCCUUAUUGGGUUUUGACAGCAGGACAUUGUUUUCUUGAGAGCAAAUCUCAAACACUCUUCAAACCGGCCCACCGUUAAACUUAUACCGCUUCAUACGAACAACAACGAAAAUUUAGUUGGAAAAACGGUUUAUCUCACUGGCUUUGGUGCAAUAAACGAUAUGAACGUCAUCCCAAAAAGACUGAGAGUAGCUAUAUUACAUGUUGAUAAUUACACUGGAUGUUUCGAUAACCCCCCUCCUAAUAACUCGGAAAUUUGUGCUGCUUCAAGCCUUUCAGAAGGAAAAGCUUGUCGGGGAGACAGUGGAGGUCCACUCGUAUUUCUCAAAAAAAAAAAGUAUUACCAAGUUGGUCUGACUAGUCAUCUAGCCUUAUUACCAAUCUGUAGAUUGAAGUACAACAAUUCUGUACAUACACGAGUUUCAGCGUACAUUUCGUGGAUUUCUAGUGUAACAGGAGUCAAUUUUUUCAGACCCAAAAAGCAAAGAAAUAGUAGUUGAAGUGUGAAUAUUGCAAUUAUUUGAUGUUUUAGUAGUAUAAUGUAGUAUCUUUACUAUUAUAAUACGUAUAAUGUUAUCCUUUAUUAUUAUUUGAGUGAAA
Agrilus planipennis (emerald ash borer) is the source of this 930-nucleotide messenger RNA. RefSeq names its product urokinase-type plasminogen activator. Gene Ontology annotation, biological process: proteolysis. The record is from RefSeq and is a predicted model, not a curated record. Lineage: Eukaryota; Metazoa; Arthropoda; Insecta; Coleoptera; Buprestidae. Gene Ontology annotation, molecular function: serine-type endopeptidase activity.